Oppiella nova is the source of this 632-nucleotide messenger RNA. Lineage: Eukaryota; Metazoa; Arthropoda; Arachnida; Sarcoptiformes; Oppiidae. The record is from the annotation of a GenBank genome assembly.
UCUGUGAAGCCUACCAUCGCCGCCGUCAAUGGAUACGCCUUGGGCGGCGGCUGCGAGUUGGCGCUCAUGUGUGAUAUCGUAUACGCCGGCGACAACGCAAAGUUUGGUCAGCCGGAGAUACUCAUCGGUGCCAUCCCUGGUGCCGGUGGAACUCAGAGACUGACCCGAGUUAUCGGCAAAUCUCGGACAAUGGAAAUGGUUUUAACUGGAAAUCAAAUCACGGCUAAAGAGGCUGAGAGUUGGGGAAUGGUUAGUAAAGUGUUUCCGGCGGACAAAGUGGUGGACGAAGCCAUCAAAUUGGGUGAAAAGAUUGCCAAUAAUUCUAAACUAAUUGUCGCUAUUUGUAAAGAAUCUGUUAAUACCGCAUAUGAGACGACUCUAAGUCAAGGUCUGAAGUCAGAGAAGCGCUACUUUCACGCCACGUUUGCCACCAGCGACAGAUCGGAGGGAAUGAAGGCAUUCAUCGAGAAGAGGGCCGCAAACUUUAAGGACAACUAAAUAUGACAAUUAUGUGCUCAAAAUCAUGGUUUCAUUAUAGGAUCUGUUUUUAUCGUAUAUUUUGAGAUUAUAAUACGAGUUGUGUUUAAUUCUUACGACUAAAUAUGAAAUAAAAUUUUUACUUUUAUUACAAA